AUUUUAUCACUUUGGGUCAUGGUUUAGAUCUGAUACAGUCUCUAUAGUUCUUCAGUCUUUCAGGCUUUUAAGCUAGACAAUAAUGGCAGUGGAGCAGGAUAAGACCAUGAAAAAAUCAAGAAGCUUUUUCUCAUCAUGGAUUCUCUGCUCCUUGAGAUGCUUGCCCAUCACUACUUCUUCUUCUUCCACCAAUUCGUCAUCAUCCUUACCUCCAUCCCCAACCAAAAACCGACCAGAAGGUCAAGAACCCAGCUCAAUGGAAGCAGCCCAACAACCUCAGAGAAAGCAUGGUGGCUGGAAGACCAUGCCCUACAUUCUAGGGAACGAGACGUUUGAGAGACUAGCCUCGUUUGGGUUGCUAAUGAACUUCAUGUUGUAUCUGGUCAACGUGUUUCAGUUGGAUCAAGUAUCCGCCAUUAACAUCAUCAACAUCUGGUCUGGUACCACUAACUUCUCUCCCUUGCUUGGUGCCUUCAUCUGUGAUGCUUACCUCGGCAGGUUUCGCACUUUGGCCUUCGCCUCUGUGGCCUCUUUCCUGGGACUGGCGGCUCUAACUCUAACUGCGGUGGUUCCGGCAUUGCAUCCAUCCACAUGCUCCAAGCAAAGCAAGCCAUGUUCGGGCCCCACCACAGGUCAGAUGGGCUUCCUAACGUUGGGCUUGGGCUUUCUGACGAUUGGAACGGCCGGGAUCCGGCCGGCCAGCAUACCCUUUGGGGUGGACCAGUUUGACCCCACCACAGAAGAGGGAAAGAAAGGGAUUAAUAGCUUCUUCAAUUGGUCCUACACAAGCUUCACUAUAGUCAUCAUGAUCUCUGUCACACUUAUCGUCUAUAUUCAAUCAAGCAUCAGUUGGGCCUUGGGCCUGGGCAUCCCUACGGUCUUCAUGGGAUUCUCCAUCAUGCUGUUUUGGCUUGGCACGCGACUGUACGUCUAUGUCCCACCAGAGGGCAGUGUCUUCUCCGGCAUCGUGCAAGUUUUUGUUGCCGCCUUCCACAAGCGUCACCUUAAGCUACCACCUAGAGAAGAGCUCCCUGGGCUUCUCUAUGAUCCUCCCAUGAAAGCAGCCACUGUGUCAAAGCUUCCUCUCACACAUCAUUUCAGGUGCUUGAACAAAGCUGCGAUAGUGGUAGAUGGAGAUUUAAAACACGAUGGAUCACAUUUGAGCUCAUGGAGGCUCUGCAGCAUCCAACAGAUCGAAGAGGUUAAAUGCUUGAUUGGAAUUGUGCCGAUAUGGACUUCUAAUAUCAUCUGCUUCCUUUCCAUCGCCCAACAGGGGACCUUCACGCUCAGUCAAGCUUUGAAAAUGGACCGCCACCUUGGACCCAAAUUCCAGAUCCCCGCAGGUUCUAUGGUCAUCAUAUCAAUGUUCACAUUGGGUGUAUGGGUUCCAAUCUAUGAUCGGAUAGUUGUUCCAUCACUUCGAAGAAUCACCAAACACGAAGGUGGCAUCACCCUUCUCCAGAGGAUUGGAAUUGGAAUGCUGUUCUCGAUCCUAUCCAUGUUGGUUGCUGGCAUUGUUGAGGAGAAGAGGAGGGCUUUGGCCAUCAACCACGCCCAGACAAUGUCGGUCUUUUGGCUUGCUCCUCAGCUUAUCCUUAUGGGCUUAUGCGAGGCUUUCAAUAUAAUUGGACAGAUCGAGUUUUAUUACAAGCAAUUCCCCGAACACAUGAAAAGCAUUGCCAAUUCGCUACUCUCAUGCACCAUUGCAGGGGCAAAUUACCUAAGUAGCUUUCUUGUGGUGAUCGUGCACCACAAAACUAGAAAGCACGGCCAUGAUUGGUUGGACAACGACAUAAAUGCUGGGAGGAUUGAUUACUUCUAUUUCCUAAUAGCAGCUCUGGGUGUCUUCAAUUUUAUCUACUUUCUGAUAUGCGCACAUGGAUACCGUUACAAGGGCAGUGUGCAAGUUGCAGGAGAAGAUGGGCAUGCUGAUACUGAAUUAAACUCAACCAAGCACUUGAGUUAUUAGAUUAGGUUGAUCUGUAUAGUGUUAAGUAUUGUCCUCCUCUAAAGCUGUAAUGUAUGUAGGAGAGGAGAGAGAGAGAGGGAUCCCUAUCUAGUUUCCAAGGUUGUAUUUCUAAUCAAAAGUUGUAGCCACAUGGCAUAGAAAGUAGAAUCACCUAAGACAUACUUUUCAACAACAAUAUUUGUCUUUGUUA
Macadamia integrifolia is the source of this 2159-nucleotide messenger RNA. Its product is annotated as protein NRT1/ PTR FAMILY 2.13-like. Gene Ontology annotation, biological process: transmembrane transport. Gene Ontology annotation, molecular function: transmembrane transporter activity. The record is from RefSeq and is a predicted model, not a curated record. The transcript is spliced from 4 exons. Bases 83 to 1969 code for a protein of 628 amino acids. Gene Ontology annotation, cellular component: plasma membrane. NCBI's taxonomy places the organism in Eukaryota, Viridiplantae, Streptophyta, Magnoliopsida, Proteales, Proteaceae.